This is a messenger RNA of Drosophila teissieri, 591 nucleotides long. RefSeq lists its product as uncharacterized. The transcript has 2 exons. The coding region runs from base 1 to 591 and encodes 196 amino acids. Lineage: Eukaryota; Metazoa; Arthropoda; Insecta; Diptera; Drosophilidae. The record is from RefSeq and is a predicted model, not a curated record.
AUGGGAUUUUAUAGAAAUUUAUUGGGUUUCAUAACUCUGUUUGGUUUCCUGCAAUUAACAAAGCAGCACUGCUACAUGAUGAAGUUUGUGGGCGCCAGGUCCUGGGACACGCCCAGCUACGGCCUGAAGCUCAACAUGUUCGAGAAGAACAACUCGAUGUCGUCGGUGACCACGGUGCGGCAGGACGUGGCCAUCCCGCUGUGGCACCUCGUCCUCCUGCAACAUCCGCGCAAGCGGAGCGCCGCAUCCGCAACGCGAGCGGAACUUCCGCGCACCCUGUACAAUGGCACGACGAAAACGUGCGACUUCUGGAAAUACAUUCGCCACGUGUCCGCGUGGAACAACGUGGCCAAGCUGAUACUCUCCAAGGGCGCCAGCAACAUGAGUCUCGGCUGCCCCCUGAAGACGGGCGUAUACGUAAUGAACCGCAUCCAAGUGCCGCCGGAGACGACGAUCCUGAAGUUCAUGUACCACCCGAACACGCUGUACACCCUGGAGGGCACCGUCUACUCCCUGAACCCCAAGGACAAGGUCACCAAGAAGGCCCUGUGCUACUACGAGAUCAAUGCCACCAUCUUCAAGUCUUGUUGA